Molecule: messenger RNA, 771 nt
Organism: Homarus americanus (American lobster)
Lineage: Eukaryota; Metazoa; Arthropoda; Malacostraca; Decapoda; Nephropidae
Product: cuticle protein CP1499-like
Exons: 2
Coding region: 109-612 (167 amino acids)
Source: RefSeq, a predicted model, not a curated record
GACGAGGGCGUGGAGGGAGGAGGGGAGUGAGGGUCAUGGGUGAAGUAUAAAUAGAGAGUGAGGAGCUGCACCAAGCACAGUCUGGCUCUCACCUCACACACAGUCAACAUGAGGACUCUGGUUAUUUUGGCAGUGAUGGGCGUGUGCUCCGCCUCCACCUAUCAGGCCUACAACCAUGGCCACCACUACGGCGUCCCCGUCCAGCCCAGGUGGACGGGUCCUGUGGCUGCCACCGUUCCCGCCGGCGUCGACGGUAGAGUCAUCCCUGUCUCCGACACCUACGAAGUCGCCGCCGCUAAGAAUGCUUUCUUCAGGGCCUACCAGAACCAGGUGGACACUAUUCGUUCCCGUCGUUAUGGUACCCCAGGCUACGCCUCCGUUCCUCCCGUCGCCUACGCUCCCGUUGUCAACACCUUUACCCCCGUCGUCCCAUCUCAUUCCUACGGUGUCCCCUCCCACUCCUAUGGUGUACCCCAUACCACCUACAACGUCGCCCCCGGCCCGGUCCAGGACACUCCAGAGGUGGCCGCCGCUAAGGCUCAGUUCUUCAGGAACUUCGAGAGGCAGGCAGCAGCUGCAGCCGCGGCGCCUGACCACUACACCCACUACUGAGCUGGACUGUCAACUGUUACACCUAUUACACUGUCGACCACUACACCUACCACUCAGAAGCAGUGCUUCACCUACCACAUAAUUUGUCAUUAAUCAUUGAACGAAAAACAAGAUUUCAAAGUUGUAUGCAUAAUUUUUCAAAUAUAUGUACAAACAAAA